AUGAUACACGGUGUCCUCAUAUUCAACACUACCGGCGUUCCACGACUUACAAAGUUCUAUACACCAGUUCACCAAUCAAUCCAAACACUUACCCAAAAACUGUUCUCUCUGGUUUGUUCUCGACCGGUCGGACUGUGCAACUUCUUGGACGCACCCGAGCUCGAUGCUUUUCUGGGUCCGAAGAACGAGGAAGGAGACCGGUGGAGAGUUGUCUACCGCAGUUAUGCUACACUAUAUUUCGUUUUUGUGGUGGAUGGUGCUGAAAGUGAGCUCGGGGUUCUAGAUCUGAUCCAAGUUUUUGUGGAAACUCUGGAUCGGUCGUUUGAGAACGUGUGUGAAUUAGACCUAGUCUUCCACUUCGACGAGGUUCACCAUAUCCUUUCUGAGAUAGUGCAAGGUGGUCUGGUACUUGAGACCAAUAUUGAUGAAAUAGAUGAAUCGGUACAAAAUAUGGCAAGGUUACGAAAAGAAUCGUUCGCAUCUGCGUAUCCACUCUCCCUUGGCGGCGGGCUAUCUCCUAGGAAUGGGCCCCUCAAGACCCCGCUUGGAUGGCUAACCGGAAAAUUUACGGGAGUUGGCACGAGAUGA
This is a messenger RNA of Marasmius oreades (fairy-ring Marasmius), 588 nucleotides long. RefSeq lists its product as uncharacterized. NCBI's taxonomy places the organism in Eukaryota, Fungi, Basidiomycota, Agaricomycetes, Agaricales, Marasmiaceae. Gene Ontology annotation, cellular component: intracellular membrane-bounded organelle; membrane coat. Bases 1 to 588 code for a protein of 195 amino acids. Gene Ontology annotation, biological process: vesicle-mediated transport; intracellular protein transport. The transcript is spliced from 5 exons. The record is from RefSeq and is a predicted model, not a curated record.